AUGCCUUCUAAGGCACUUGAGUGUGCCCAAGAGGGGUGGAUGUUGGGAUUUCCGCUGAGCUAUCUCGAAGUUUUGAAGCAGAAUUGCGAGAAGAUAGGGAGACCACUUAUCAUCGACGAGGCUCAGAAUGUGCUUGGGAAAGCUGACGAUUUUUUCUCUUUCACGCAUCAUACUGAGGAUGGAGGCGUGGUGCCUGAUACUCUAACUUUGAGCAAGACGAUGGGGAACGGUCUGCCACUCAGUUAUGUCCUGACGUCGAACAAGAUCGCCAGGCAUGCUGAAGAGAAUGGUUUUCUGCUCUACAAUACGCAUAUCAACUAUCCGUGUCCUGCAGCUGUCAACGAUAACGUGUUUGGAAAAGUGAUUAGAGAGGAUCUCUGUGUUCGGUGCAAGCGGCUCGGUGUCAAACUUCCAGCCGGACUCAAAAAGUUCCAAUCUCGCUACGGGUGUAUUGGAGAUAAUCUUGAUCGCGGUCUCACAACUGGUGUGGAGAUUGUGAGUGAUGGGAAUACGAAGGCUGGUGUAAAAAGUAUACACUAUUGUAAGAUUGCUCGUAGAGCUCUCACGCAGUUAGCGACAAUAGCGUCGCUUGGUGGUGUUUUCAGAAUUGCACACCCGAUUACUGUUAUGGAAGAGGAGUUGGAUGUUGCAUUGGGAAUCAUUGAGGAGGCGCUGAGGAUGACUCCUGGUACGAUGCCGUUGUAUGUAAUAGAUGAGGCAGCGAUAGAUGGCCAGCCUAUUGUGAAGUCAAACAUCUAA
This is a messenger RNA of Bipolaris victoriae FI3, 759 nucleotides long. RefSeq lists its product as hypothetical. Gene Ontology annotation, cellular component: mitochondrion. The record is from RefSeq and is a predicted model, not a curated record. Gene Ontology annotation, molecular function: transaminase activity; pyridoxal phosphate binding. The coding region runs from base 1 to 759 and encodes 252 amino acids. Lineage: Eukaryota; Fungi; Ascomycota; Dothideomycetes; Pleosporales; Pleosporaceae. The transcript has 2 exons.